AGUGGCUUUAUAAAGAUGGUCUACUCAUUUGUGUUAAGAACAAUUGAAGAAAUGAAGCGCCUGGCAUUUGGGGACACGGGUAGGAUGUGGAGGCUUGUGUCUGUGCUCUGGUUUCUUGGUGGUUUUGUUGUCAAUGGUAAAGAAGUUGCUUGGGUGAUUAAGGUCUACACAUCAAGUGUGGGAAAUGCUGGUACAGAUGCCAAUGUCCGAAUUGUUCUCUACGGAAAUGAGGGAACGUCCCAGUCUUUCCUGUUAGAUAAUAGAGAGAAUAAUUUUGAACAAGGCAAGCUGGACACUUUCGAGGUUGUAACGGCUGACAUUGGCGAGCUGUGCCAGGUGGAAAUCUCCCAUAACAACGCUGGCUCCAAACCAGGCUGGAAACUAGAUAAGAUAGUGAUAUGGCCUAAGCACUACAGCAACGAUCGUUACUCUUUCCUGUGCUACUGCUGGCUGGCGAGAGAUGAAGGAGACGGCAGAAUCGACAGAACAAUUUCUGCCACAAAGAAGUGCAAAGAAGAACUGAACACUAAGCGACGUGGAAUCAUGGAACAACGCGCUCGCCUGACUUCCAAUGGAAAGGAGUUUCAGUCUAGCGAAAGAUCAGCCUUUGAAAAGCAACAGGCUGGAGUAGAUGUAAAUCGCCUUCUUGGAGAACAUCGUGAAUAAUUUAACAGAAGAAACAUCGAUCAGUUGUGAUUAUCCCUGAGCUCUGUCAACGUAUUGAAGUUCAGCGGUUUCUUCAAGAAAACUGUCUUCGUGCCUGAUGUCUCAACAGCUUGUUGUCUGAGUUGCACACUAUUUCUCACACGCACAGCCACUUAUUAUUACUUCUUUGUGUCGAGCAAUGUUUGUUUACUCAAUGUUGUAAACUGAGUUGCGAGCUCCUGACUUGGAUCUCGUCCCAUAGAUCAACACAAGCUCCCGAAUAAUAAA
Pomacea canaliculata is the source of this 933-nucleotide messenger RNA. Its product is annotated as lipoxygenase homology domain-containing protein 1-like. The record is from RefSeq and is a predicted model, not a curated record. Gene Ontology annotation, molecular function: protein binding. Bases 16 to 666 code for a protein of 216 amino acids. Lineage: Eukaryota; Metazoa; Mollusca; Gastropoda; Architaenioglossa; Ampullariidae. The transcript has 6 exons.